CUUGGCUUAAAAUUUGAGGUUCAGCUUUGUCAUUGCCAGUGGCAGUAGGAUAAAGAAAUACUCCUGUAUAAUAUGGAUCUUUGCAGAUGACUUUUUAGAAGAAUGUCAGCAGUGUAUUCAUAUACAUGGAAAAAGCCAAUGAGAGUUUGCUGUGGAUAUCACCUAGCAAACAGACCAGGUUCAAAGCAGUUUAAUGAAAGAAAAUGUUGAAUAUUUAUGCAGCUCCUUAUUUAGAUUAAAGCUGUCAUAAGAAGAACCAGCUGCCAUUGGAUUACUUUCAUUUUAACUAUUCAGAGGCUCAUGGGAAAGUCCUAUCCACUCUAUGGUCUGUUUCCCACAGUUUGGAAUCCCUUGGUUUACUUGGAUUAUAACAAUCUAUGGAGGAAAAUGGAUGAAAUGGGCAAAGAGAUCCCUGCUGAAGCACCAUGGGAUGCUCCACAUGCUGCAGAGUGGGACAAGAUGACAAUGAAAGAGCUCAUCAGCAAAAUUUGCUGGACUAAAGCUGCCAGAGACUUUGCUACUCUCUUUGUGAACGUCAAUGUCACUUCUGAGCCACACGAGGUCUCUGCUCUCUGGUUCCUGUGGUACGUGAAGCAGUGUGGGGGAACAACCAGGAUAUUUUCCGUAACCAAUGGGGGCCAGGAGCGGAAGUUUGUUGGAGGCUCUGGUCAGAUUACAGAGAAGAUAAUGCAACGCCUUGGAGGAAGAGUUAAACUGGAGAGACCUGUAGUCCACAUUGAUCAGUCAGGUGAAAAUGUCAUUGUGCAGACACUAAACCAUGAGAAAUAUGAGGGCAAGUAUGUGAUCAGUGCUAUUCCCCCUGGCCUGACUACAAAGAUCCAUUUCAACCCAGAAUUACCAACAAAGAGAAACCAGUUAAUUCAACGUCUUCCUAUGGGCUCUGUCAUCAAAUGCAUGGUGUACUACAAGGAAGCCUUCUGGAGAAAGAUGGAUUACUGUGGCAGCAUGGUCAUUGAGGAUGAAGAAGCUCCAAUUUCAAUAACCUUAGAUGACACUAAACCUGAUGGAUCUGUGCCUGCCAUUAUGGGUUUUAUCCUUACAAGAAAGGCCUUUAAGCUGGUGCAUCUUAGCAAGGAAGAGAGGAAAAAGAAAAUCUGUGAGCUGUAUGCCAAAGUGCUGGGUUCAGAAGAGGCUUUACAUCCAGUGCAUUAUGAAGAGAAGAACUGGAGUGCAGAACAGUAUUCAGGUGGCUGUUAUACAGUCUACUUCCCACCAGGCAUAAUGACUCAAUAUGGAAGGAUCAUUCGAGAGUCAUUUGGCAGGAUCUACUUUGCUGGCACAGAGACAGCUACCCAGUGGAGCGGGUACAUGGAAGGAGCUGUGCAGGCUGGGGAGAGAGCAGCAAGGGAGAUACUGUGCAAGAUGGGAAAGAUCUCAGAGAGUGAAAUCUGGAAGUCUGAACCAGAGUCAAAGGAUGUCCCAGCCCUGCCAAUCACUACUACCUUUUGGGAGAGGAACCUGCCAUCUCUACCAGGACUACUGAUGCUAGUUGGAGUUUUCACACCCAUGGCUGCUCUUGGGCUGUUUGCUUACAAAAAGGGGCUGCUAUUUCGAAACUGAAGAAACUACCCACGUGAAGCUGUACACUUGCUGUUUUUCCUCCACAGUAUGAGUUAGAUAUGGAAAGAAGUCACAUGAAGGGGCAAAGGACAUUUCUCUUCAGACGGUCUGCUAAGUACUUUAAUUAACACAGUCGAUUUAAAGCAGGAUUAGUAAAUCUAAAUAGAACAAUUGUGGUGAAAGAUGGGGAGUUUUCAUUUUCCUUCCGCAUUAAUUUGUCUUGAUUGACAAUCUGUAAUAAGUGGUGCAUAUUUACUAACGUCUCUAGGGGAAAAUCCAGAGAAGAGACUCUGCAAACUGCAAAAUACCUUUGGAUAAUACAUUUAUCUCCAUUUGGUAUUUUAUUUUUUUUAACACAUCAUUAAUAAAUCCAUACUUUUUUUAACCCACCUCUCUGUAGCAGCUCAGUAAAUUAGAGGGCUGUUCUGGAAUAUUCCUGUUGCUCUAAAAUACAAAGAUCCCAUUUCCAUUUAGAAUUGUCAUCAGGAUUUAAAAAUCAAGUCUCCUCCAGCUCAGUGCAACAGGGAAAAAAAAGACAAGUCAACUUUAUUAUGACCGUGAAUGUUACUGAACAAAUGGUCAAGCAUCUUGCCCAACACAGAAAUGUCUUGGUCAUUUGCUUUGGAACACUCCCAAAUAUUGGAUUUCUGUUACCUUCUGUACCAAAAGCACUUGUUCUUGCCGUGCCAUUUGCUAUUAAAACUGAUAAAACAAUUAGAAAUGUGAAAGACCACCUAACUUACCAUAGAUACUAAAUGUGUUUUUUCAGAACAUCAGACGCUUGUCUCCCCCUUUAAUUUGCUGUCCCUCCUUUUACUUGAACUCUGUACAAACUUUUUUUUUUUAAUAAAAGGAAAUACAUUUGAGAUUUCAAAUACUGCCUUGGAAAUUACAGUAAUUGGAUGCAUCUGUCUCUCUCGUAUACCCAAGACACUUGUAUCCUCUUUGCUCUUGGAACCUUACAAAUAUAUUGUUGCUUUUCAAAAUGGAAUAGCUUUCAGUGUGUUAAUUUAGACAGAAUAGUUUAAAUGUAUUAAAAGCCUCAUCCUGCACUAGAGAAGCCAAUGAGACUUUUGCCAAAUGCACCAAAGGCUGAAAAGCACCAUGGUUGUCAUGGUUAUUUUAUCUGCAGAACAGAAAACUGAGGGGGUAUUUGAUUGCAGUCAUCAAAUAUGUGAAGGGCAACUAUAGAGAAUAGGGACUGAAUUUUCUCUGUGGUCAUAGAGGACAGGAAUAGGAGCAAAAGCCUCAGAUGGCAGCAGAGGAAGUUUAGAUUGGAGAUUGGGAGGAACUUUCUGACUAUGUGGGUGGUCAAGCAUUGGAAUGGGCUCCCUAGAGAAGUAGUAUUCCCUGUAGAAAUGUCCAUUCUCGGCAAUUUGCAGAAGCAAGCUGGACAGACAUUUGGCUGGGAUGGUUUAAUUGGGAAUGAUCCUGCCAUGAGCAAGAAGCUGCACUAGACCUCAUGAGGUCUUUUCUAGCUCUACUUUCCCAUGAUCCUGUGAUCAACAAGAUGAGCUGUAGGCCCUACGUGAAUGUAAAGCAGCAUCUCUUGGCAAAUCCAAAUCAAAAGGCUUUGUCCUCUUAACACCAGGAGAGACAAAAACCUCUGUGCUGUCUUCUGCAGUUCUCUCAUGGUAAAUGAGGAGCUAAGAGAAUCAAGAAUGCAUCCAUCGAUAAAUAAAUUAGGUGUGUACAACUUGAUGAAUUUUCUACAGGUCUUCGGUUGUGUUUCAUGUUGCCAGGUUCUCCACAAAUAUUUGUAUAGGAGGAUGGAAUGAUAUGAAUCAACUAAUCACGUUAUUAUGAAUGGAAGAAAGAGUGUAUAUGUUUCAAAAUGUGCCAUUAUUAGUCAUCCCUUUUGUUCAGUAUGUUUGUCCUAGAAUUCCAUUGUGAUUCAACCUGAGUGAAAUAUGCCUUUAAAGAGUCCUUAAAUCUUGA
Alligator sinensis (Chinese alligator) is the source of this 3519-nucleotide messenger RNA. It is a transcript of the gene MAOA, whose product is annotated as amine oxidase [flavin-containing] A. The coding region runs from base 301 to 1581 and encodes 426 amino acids. NCBI's taxonomy places the organism in Eukaryota, Metazoa, Chordata, Crocodylia, Alligatoridae. Gene Ontology annotation, molecular function: oxidoreductase activity. The record is from RefSeq and is a predicted model, not a curated record. The transcript is spliced from 13 exons.